Drosophila serrata is the source of this 1089-nucleotide messenger RNA. RefSeq lists its product as uncharacterized. The record is from RefSeq and is a predicted model, not a curated record. Lineage: Eukaryota; Metazoa; Arthropoda; Insecta; Diptera; Drosophilidae.
UUCAAGUGCGCACACAAGACGCGCUCCACACUCGAGAAUUGUUCGCGAAACUCCUUGGGGAAAAGCCCAUUAUCGGGAAGAGCAAAAAGUAACAAGAUGCUGUCAACAACGCGAUCUUUCACCGCCUUCUGCCACUUGUUAAUAUUCUGUGGCCUGCUGCUAACUCAUCACGGUGUCCAAGGUCAGGCGAAUAAAGUGUCCUCCAAGCUGGAUUUCGAUGAGAGCAACGGGAGCAACAAUCAGACGGGCUUAACCGGACAGCCGGGACAAGGGCAGGUGGGUGGAGUCACUGGCAAUGGGAGCUAUGACCAGGGCACGGGACGCAGCUUGAGCGGAGCUGGAGGAGGAGGAGGAGGCACCACCGGGGGAAAUCGACCCAAGAUCCAUGGCGUUCGGGUGACUGUCGAUACGGGCGAUGGACAGCAGCAAACGAAAGAGUCCAAGGAGAGCGUGGAAAUUACGGAUUUGGGCAAGCACAAGAAGCGUGUGGGCAUCCACACGGACAUCACGUUCGAGAUAACCUCGGAGGCGGAUGGAAACGAGACCAGCUCCGCCCAGCAGCAGGGCGACAAGGAGGACGCCAGUGUCCCCAUCUACAAGGGUCGCGGUGGCAGCGACUCCAAGCACAAGACUCGGAAACCAUAUGAUCCCAAGUCCCAGUGGAAUCCCAACUUCUCUGGGGAACAACGUGGCUACCAGGGAUCCUCCAGUCGAGGUGGCGGUGGCUACUAUCCACACUACGAUCCACAGAAUGUGUACACCGGCGGAAGUUCAGAUGCUGGGAGUGUCUAUCGGAAUGGUGAGACCUGGACACACUACGUUCCCGUGUGGACCACAGAGCGGGCACCGCAGGAGCAUGGACAGACUUAUCGUCGUCCCAGCUGGAAGCCCUGCUAUUGCAUGUCCUCCGGGGAUUUUAGGCGCCGUCGGGACAACAAGUCCUGGGAACAGCAUAAAGGUGUCAUCAACAGUGGUGUCGUUCAGGUGGUGGAUGGAAAGCUAGAGAAACCCUUUUCCUGAGACGUCUUGAAUUAUAUACAUCAUUCGUUUCUUAAUAAAAAGUGAGUAGGAUUGAUUAAAUAGAGGGAA